AUGUUUCCAGUGAUUGAAGUGAACACUCUCAAGUGUCCAGAGGUUGAUCCUAUUCCUAUUCCACAUGAAUGGUACCAACCAGGUGAUCUCCUGAUUGGAGGGAUAGCUUCACAAAAUCUCUAUGCCUUCAGUGAACAUAAAUUUGAUGAACAUCCAUCUCAGGACCUCUAUGGACUUUCAGAAGUGAAGUCUCUGCCAUGUCAUUCCAGUGAACCUUUACCUGUUCCAAAUGAAUGGUACCAGCAAGGGGACUUAAUCCUUGGUGGAAUGGUAUCCAUGGCCAACUACCAAUUUAAUGAAGUUUCAUUCAAACACCAUCCUUCUCAGGAGUAUUUUGAACAUCCAGAACGCAGGAUUGGAAAAGUAGAUCCUGGUGCUGCAAAAGGACAGGAAUUAGCCAUUAAUGAGGAUAUGAUUGUUUGGCAUAGAUCAAUUAACCAGGUGCUUCCCAUUUCUCUGUGUAAUGAACAAUGUCACCAUGGAUAUCGGAAAAGAAAAAAGGAAGGAAAAAAAUUCUGCUGUUAUGAUUGCAUUCCUUGCCCGGAAGGAGAAAUCUCCAAACAGAUGGAUACUGUUACUUGCCUUCAAUGUCCUGAUGACCAAUAUGCAAACCAUAAGAAAGAUGGAUGCAUCAUGAAAACUAUUAGCUUCUUGUCUUAUGAAGAACCUUUAGGACUCAUUUUAACCACUGUAGCUACUUUGUUUUUCCUCACUACAACAUGGGUGUUGGGAAUAUUUAUUAAGCACAAAGACAGUCCUAUUGUGAAAGCUAACAACCGGGAUCUCACUUACACUCUCCUCAUCUCCCUUCUGCUUUGCUUCUUCUGUUCUUUGCUCUUUAUUGGACAACCUGGAAGAGUCACCUGUCUCCUCAGACAGUCUGCAUUUGGCCUCACCUUUUCAUUGUGCAUCUCUUGUGUGUUGGCCAAAACAAUCCUUGUUUCUCUUGCCUUCAAGGCCACCAAGCCAGGAUCCCGGAUGAGGACAUGGGUGGGGAAGAGACUGGCUGUUUCUAUUGUACUUAUUUGCUCUCUAUUCCAAGCAAGCAUCUGUAUUGUUUGGUUAUCCACCUCUCCCCCAUUCCCAGAAUUAGACAUGCAUUCAGCAAUUGAAGAAAUGAUUCUACAAUGCAAUGAAGGUUCAGCUGUUAUGUUUUAUUGCGUCCUGAGUUAUAUGGCCCUCCUUUCAUUUGCCAGCUUCAUUGUGGCUUUCCAGGCUCGUAAACUGCCUGACACCUUUAAUGAAGCCAAGUUCAUCACCUUCAGCAUGUUGGCUUUCUGCAGUGUGUGGGUCUCUUUUGUUCCAACCUAUCUGAGCACCAGGGGAAAAGCCAUGGUGGCUGUGGAGAUCUUCUCUAUCUUGUGUUCUAGUGCAGUGCUUCUAGGAUGUAUAUUUGUCCCCAAGUGCUAUAUUAUUGUAUUUAGGCCUGGUUUAAAUAAUAGGGAACAAUUGAUAAGAAGAUUUAUUUAA
Messenger RNA from Pseudonaja textilis, 1470 nucleotides. Lineage: Eukaryota; Metazoa; Chordata; Lepidosauria; Squamata; Elapidae. The record is from RefSeq and is a predicted model, not a curated record.